Messenger RNA from Stomoxys calcitrans (stable fly), 5121 nucleotides. RefSeq names its product blastoderm-specific protein 25D (gene Bsg25D). Bases 486 to 3887 code for a protein of 1133 amino acids. NCBI's taxonomy places the organism in Eukaryota, Metazoa, Arthropoda, Insecta, Diptera, Muscidae. Gene Ontology annotation, biological process: microtubule anchoring at centrosome. The record is from RefSeq and is a predicted model, not a curated record. The transcript is spliced from 7 exons. Gene Ontology annotation, cellular component: centrosome.
GUAUUGGUGUUCACGAUAUACACUAAAAACAUAGCAAAAAUAUAGUUAUUAUUCCUGUUUUUUUAAUUUAAAUUGAUUAGUUCACUAACUAUACUUUAAUAUUGUCCUAAAUUAAGGUUCUUCGAAGACAAUUUUUUAACAAUUUCAAAUGAAAACAAAGCGAAGAACGGGUUAAAUGUUAUUUUUUUUUUGUUGCAAAAAGUGGUGUGAAAAAAUCAAAAUCGUCACUCGCACCAUCGUACCAGAAACUCAAUUACAAUUAAGAUUGUCAUCAUCCUCAUUGCAUGUGGGGGUCACAACAGAGCCGGGGCAGAGUAACAUAACAGAAGCAGAGGCGGCGACAGAGGCCAAAAACAGAAUAAUAAUUGCGAAGAAAGGAAAAUAAUUUCACUCAAAAAAAGAGGUGAAACCCCAAUACCCAAUAACAAAGGAAUCCAAUUCCAAGAAGCGAUCUGGCUAGCGACGACGGAUAGCCUAGCAAAGACAUGGAGUUUUCCCAAGACCCCUACGAAUAUAAAUUGUAUCAAAUGUUCAAAAGUUGUGACACCAAUCAGCAUGGAUAUUUGGAUGAACAGUCGUUGCGUCGUUUGUGUGGCCUCCUGGAGCUCAGGGAUAAGGGAUCGGUGCUCAUUGAAAAUUUGGCUGCAGAGGGACGGACGUCGCAUGUAACUUUUGAGAACUUCAAGGAAGCCUUGUUGAACUUUUUGGGCACUGAACUUGACAGUGGAGGCGGUGGCGGUAGCGGUAGCGGUGUUUCGUCUACCACUACAACAACGCAAGUUACAGCCGAACAAAGUAAAACAACAGAAGACGCGCAAAGCCCUGGUAUUGGCAAAACAUUGGAUCACGCGUUAAUUAUCACUGAUCAACAGGAAACAUUUAUCGAUAGUCCUCCAGAGUCUUCGGAUCGUGAAGUCUCACCAAAACUAGUUGUGGGUGCUAAAAAAUAUGGCAGGCGUUCUAGACCACAUAUAACUAAAGGUGAUGAUCAUACUGCCUCCGAUUCAGAAGAUUCCAUAGAUGAAAAAGAUUCAAGCUCUCAUCGCAGUUGCCUAGCUCCAGAAGUGCAAAGAUCCUCAUCUCAAACUGAUAUAGCGGGCUCUCGUAGACGCACGAACACAGGCGCCACCGAAACUAAACUAAAACGCUGUGCCUCCCUGCCAGCCCAGAGGAAUCUAUUUCAUCAGAACAAAACAAAAUUGGCAGCAAACAAAGCGAAACUUGGUAAUGAUUCUUUAAUACAGCUAGCAAAGAAACCCCUCAGCAGUAGUGUGGAAUCUCUCGAUUCUCCUGCUUUCAUGGAAACUCUGCCGGUAAAUACUAUUUUGGAUUUGUGGGAACGUUCUCAAAUACCCAAUGGCCGUGGCAUACUCUUGGCCUUGGGUUUCGAUAGUGAUGAAAUCAAUUUGGCCCAAUUGAAUAAAGUCAUGGAGGAGGAAAUACCCAAUUUGGAUGAAGAACCCCAGAUGGCAUUAAUGAAGGCAUGUCUGGCCCUACAAUCAACUGAACUUGCAAACCUGAGACAAGCCACCAAACAGUUGCAUGAUGAAAAUUCUAAACUAAGAGCGGACAAUAAGGAUGCCAAUAGACGCAUUGCUCUAUUGGCGGUGGAAAUCGACGAGAGGCAUGCUUCUUUGGAAGAUGCCACCAAAAAAGAAAUCCGCUUAUUGGAACAGCGACAUGCUGGUGUGGUCCGAGAUCUAACUGCUCGCUUGGCUAAUGAUCGAGAAAAUUGGUCUAAUCUCAAUGCACGUUUGGAGGCUCGUAUUAAAACGUUUGAACAGGAUGAAAUUAAGCUAAAAACUGAACUAGAAUUGGUGCGUAAAGAGAACGAGGACUUGGAGUGGGAGCAACAUAAAAUGCAAAAGCAAUUAACCGAUUUGCUGGAGAAGAAUAUUGAGCUGCAGCGUGAAUUGACCGAUAUGGAUGAAACAAAACAUGAUGCUGGCCAACAUCGGGAAACGUACGAUAAAUCUAUGGCCGAUGAGGAAGUUUUACGCCUGGUGGACAAAAUUUCUAGUCUACAGUUAGAGAACUGUAAUCUUAGAGAUAAAAAUGAUGAACUUGUAGCUGAAGUGGAAUCCCUACAUCAUGAAUUGAAUAAAAUGAGAAUUAAGUCCAAAAAAUCCUUGCAAAUUUGUGAAGAAUCUUCCGGGCCGCAAGAGGAGAACGAUGGCAGCUCAUCAAAUACAGCCACAAAACGGCGAGGCGAUUCUCCGACUAAAACCAGACUUAUAGAAGAAAGUCCCCGCUUGGGUAAGCUGAGGAAAUGCACCAACGACGACGGCAGUGAGGCCAGUGAUACAAGUGGCGAAUGGAUGGCUUUGAACUCUGAACUACAAAAUACACACCACAUAAAAAUGUCCAAACAGGCCCAAGACGAAAUGGAUACUCUGAGAAGAAGAAUCUCUGAAUUGGAAACGGAACUUAAACUUGCCAAGGAAUCGCAAGCAGCACAAACUACCAACUCAGUGGCAGGCACAUCCUCUUCUCCCACACCCGAAGAACGCUGUAAGGAACUGGAAGCCAGCCUGGAACAAAUGCAAAAGGCUUAUGAAGAUUGCGAAGACUAUUGGCAGGCCAAGUUAACCGAGGAGAGGGCCCUGUUCGAAAAGGAACGUCAAAUUUACGAAGAGGAGCAACAGGAGAGUGACAAAAAAUUCACUGAGCUUAUGGAAAAGGUGCGCGAAUAUGAGGAACAAUUCAGUAAGGAUGGACGCCUCUCGCCCAUUGAAGAGAAAGACAUGCUGGAACAGCAAUAUGCCGAUCUCGAAGCCGAGGCCGAAGAAAUACGAGAGAAUGCUCGUAGAAUGUUCGAAGAAAAGUCUCAAGAAAUCGAAGUUCUUCAAAAUGAAAUUGAAGAUCUUCGCCUGCGUUUGGGCGAAAGCGUUGAAAUACUCACCGGUGCCAAUGAGCUCAAGCCCGAAAAUGCCGCCAACACCACCAACACCAAUCUAGCAGAGUCAUGCAGUCCGGCCAGCUCGCCCAUUAGUUAUCUGUGGCACCAGAGCACCAUUCAGGAGCCCUCAAAGACAUGCCAUGAGAACAGUUUACCGACUCUGCUAACCAUGGCGCCAGUGAGCAAUCAUGCUGUGCGAAUAAAUUUAACCACAUCGGAAACUACAAUUUUCAGCACACCGCCUCAAACAUCACUGCAGUCUCCCAUUGAGAAACCCAAUCGUACACAAUCACCACAGGCCACAGUACCUUCGGAAACGGGCGAUGUGGCCGAUUGUGAAACCUCGUCAACGACAUCGGGUAAAAGUUUCGAAACCCAUAGCAUACACUCGAAUCACAGUCAACAGCGUAAUGCUCAAAUGGCAAUUAAAUCGAAUGCCAGCAGCACCAAGAACAGCUCUACUAGUCCCACGCCUAGCGGCUUGAAAGAAGAACUCAAACGUUUGAAAUUCUUUGAACUCUCAUUGAAGGAACAAAUCAAGGAUUUGUCCUUGCAGCGAGAUGGUUUGAUCAUGGAGCUGCAACAAUUGCAAGAAGCUAAGCCAGUAUUAGAAAAAGCUUAUGCGCGAACAGCACAUCCUUCUUUGAUACAAAGAGUAAAUCAAUUGGAAUUGAAAAAUCGUCAUUUGCAGAAUGUCAUAAAGCAACAACAGCACUACACAGAGUCAAUAAUGCAACAAUCCUGGCGUCAUCAUCAAAUCGAAUUGAAUGAUUUACAUGGACGUUUAGAGGCUCAAACUGCCCUGAUUACUGAGCAGGUGCAGCGUUUGCAAAACGCUGAUAUCCUUGUUAAAGAUCUGUAUGUGGAGAAUUCACACUUAACUGCCUCCGUGCAGAGGCUGGAACAACAAAGAGUGCGAGCAAAUAUAAUACAACAACAACAGCAACAACAAAGACAGAAUAUAUCAGUCCUACCAGGAAUGCCUUAACUUACUGUUAGUUAGAAUUACCAAGAAACAAAGACAUUGUAUUUAAAUAUUUAAAGUUUUAACGAAAAUCCCAAAAACCCAACUCUGCCCAGCUGUACCUUGCACCUCAAAAAUAAGGAAACAUAUCCAAUUCUUUGGAUAACAAAAGGAUAGUCAGCCAGGGUAGCUUUGUAAGCUGCACCAUCAACACCAUUGAAGAAACGAACACCUUUCAAAUUCUGAAUUAAGCACAAGUGUUUUGCAGCCAGAACGCUGUGUGUCACAAAUCCUAGCAAAAAUACCUUCCUUACUCCCCUCCACUAUCAGGUAAGACUUUUUCGAAUUAAGCCCUCCCCCAUCUUCAACUAAACACUGAAAAUAGAAAAUAAUUAUAAAUGAAGUAGAGAGCCAUUAUUGCAAUCAAACCCCAAAUGCCUUCCAAUAGACAACUACCCACACAUACCUAAUUAUGAAUCACAAUUAUAAUUUAGUAAGAAAUGAAGAAAAUAGUUACCCAUAUACGUAGAUUUUCGGUUACAACGAAUCUAUAUAACAAACCUGCAUACUUAUAUUUUUAAGUUUUGACAAAAGACAUGAACAAAAUUCCCAAGAAAUCUGCAAGAAAAGCGCACAAGGCUAUCUACGAAAUAAAAUUUGUUUGUAACAAACGAAACCUUGGUUUGUGUGAAACGAAUUAUUAAAAGACGAACAAAGGCAAAAGAAUUUUUUUUAUUAAACGAAUAUUGCUGAAGAUUAAAGAAUUUGUAGGGCGACACCAAAUCGAUGUUUUGGAAACAAGCGAAAAAAGCAAAUAACUAUAACUUUGUAUGUACAGAGUCAAGAGAAAUAUUUAAAAGUUUAAAUAAAUCUACUUAAGAGUUGUCGUUUAUUUUUCUAAUGCCUUGCCUUGGAUUACCUACUCUAAGGCAAUUAUUCAACAAUUUUUGUCACAAACAAAUUCGUCUCAUAGAAACAAAGGAUUAUUCUCGAUGCUAUAAUUAUUUUUUCUUAUUAAUGAAAUAGAAAUCUAUGUAAAUGAGUAUUUAUUUAUAAAUAGAUAAUUUAUUAUAAUUAAGUUUUACUAAAAUUUUACUUUAUCAACAUACUUCCUUUCUUAUAUACAAUCCGCCUGCUUUUCCCCACUCUUUUUUAUUAGUGCGUAAUCUAUAUACAUUUGUUGAACUGAAUUAUGUUUCGUAUUGCUCAUUUUUUAUAUACUGUUAUAUUUCUUAUUUUAAAUCAAAACCCCAUAUAU